CCCGAGUCCAGCGCAGCUGGGCCAGAACCGCGGACCUCGGGAGCCCGGCAGCUGCGUCUGCGGAGUGCGCCUGCGCGGCCGCGAGCGGAAUGAAGAAGGAUGGAGGAGAGCAGUGUGGAAGAAGAAUAAGAAAAUGAUCGAACUGCACAAUCAGGAAUACAGCCAAGGGAAACACGGCUUCACCAUGGCAAUGAACUCCUUUGGUGACAUGACUAAUGAAGAAUUCAGGCAGGUGAUGAAUGGCUUUCGAAACCAGAAGCACAAGAAGGGAAAAGUGUUCCGAGAGCCUCUGUUUCAUCAGGUCCCCAAAUCUGUGGACUGGAGAGAGAAAGGCUAUGUGACUUCUGUGAAGAAUCAGGGUCAGUGUGGUUCUUGUUGGGCUUUUAGUGCAACUGGUGCCCUUGAAGGACAGAUGUUCCAGAAAACUGGCAAACUUGUCUCACUGAGUGAGCAGAACCUGGUGGACUGCUCUCGGCCUCAAGGCAACGAUGGCUGCAAUGGUGGCCUGAUGGACUAUGCCUUCCAGUAUGUUAAGGAGAACGGAGGCCUGGACUCUGAGGACUCCUAUCCAUAUGAGGCA
Messenger RNA from Microcebus murinus (gray mouse lemur), 580 nucleotides. NCBI's taxonomy places the organism in Eukaryota, Metazoa, Chordata, Mammalia, Primates, Cheirogaleidae. The record is from RefSeq and is a predicted model, not a curated record.